AUGAGCGAUCCGAUCCGGUCCAACUCCCACCGCUACUGCCCCUGCAAAUUACACCUCCCCCGCUCCCAGUUGUCUCGGAGUAGAUGUGUGGCUGGCCGCGGCAGAAGCGACAUAGUCCGACCUAGACCAGUCGGCAGAUGCGUUCUUUGCUGGCAUUUCCCGACUGUUGGCCAAUAUUUACCGAUACUGGGUUGGGUGUCGACUGCCCCAUCCUGCCGACGACAGAAUAAGCUCGCAGCCAAAACGCGGCUGACAAGAUGUGCUUCCAAGCGACUUCCGGGUCGAUUUCUGUUUUUCUAG
Messenger RNA from Akanthomyces muscarius, 300 nucleotides. RefSeq lists its product as uncharacterized. NCBI's taxonomy places the organism in Eukaryota, Fungi, Ascomycota, Sordariomycetes, Hypocreales, Cordycipitaceae. Bases 1 to 300 code for a protein of 99 amino acids. The transcript has 4 exons. The record is from RefSeq and is a predicted model, not a curated record.